Messenger RNA from Syngnathus typhle (broad-nosed pipefish), 10449 nucleotides. RefSeq names its product glutamate receptor ionotropic, NMDA 2D (gene grin2db). Gene Ontology annotation, biological process: excitatory postsynaptic potential; monoatomic ion transport; synaptic transmission, glutamatergic. Gene Ontology annotation, molecular function: NMDA glutamate receptor activity; transmitter-gated monoatomic ion channel activity involved in regulation of postsynaptic membrane potential. Gene Ontology annotation, cellular component: plasma membrane; postsynaptic membrane; NMDA selective glutamate receptor complex. NCBI's taxonomy places the organism in Eukaryota, Metazoa, Chordata, Actinopteri, Syngnathiformes, Syngnathidae. The record is from RefSeq and is a predicted model, not a curated record. Bases 1 to 5919 code for a protein of 1972 amino acids. The transcript is spliced from 15 exons.
AUGGUGGCCAUACCGACUCUCUCUCUCCUCCUGGUGCUGGCGGAGUGGAGAGGCCCGGCGGACGCCUCCCCGCAUCUGCUGCUGCGGCCCAGCCCACGGGAGCGCGAGGCGGGGGCAAUGAUGAACUUCAACAUCGCCGUCAUCCACGCUGGCGCCUCCGUACAAGCCGAGGCGGCCCUGGCGGGGCUGGCGGGACGGGCGCUGUACCCCGGCUUCGGCCGGGUGUACGGCUCUCUGGGAGAGAGCGUGGUCACCCAGUGGGGCUCCGCCAACGUCAUCUGGCUACAGUCUGUGUUCGCCCAUCACUUCCUCCCCUUCAUCCUCAAGGUGAACGACAGCAGCCCUAAGACGGUGCUGUCCCAGCUGUGUGAGCUGCUGGCUGCGCGGCCCCUACAGGGUCUGGUCUAUGAAGAGGAGAGGCCCCCGCGCACGGCCUGGGGUCCGCUGGCCCCCAUGCUGGAGUUUGUGUCGGCGCAAACGGGACUGCCCAUAGUGGCUGUAGGAGGGGGAGCGGGGCUGGGGAGGAUGCCACAGGAAUCGGGUUCCAUCUUUCUCCAGUUCAGCUCCUCCACGGCCCUCCAACUGGAGGUCAUAUUUGAGGUGUUGGAGGAAUACGACUGGACCGUCUUCUCCGUGGUGUCCACGCGUCAUCACGGUUACCAGGAGUUCCUGUCGGUGGUGGAGGGCCUGACGGACGGCUCGUUCAUCGGCUGGGAGAAGAAGAGCGUGGUCGUCCUGAACGUGACAGACGACCCCGGCGGGGCGCGCACACGCAGGCUGCUGAAGGAGAACGAGGCGCAGGUCCGCCUGCUGUACUGCUCCCAGGAGGAGGCCGAGUUGGUCUUUCGAGCAGCCUGGGCGGCGGGUCAGGCCGGCGCCUCGCACAUGUGGUUCGCUGUGGGCCCGGCGCUCUCAGGUUUAGGCAUGGAGAGCCUGCCCAGGGCUCUGUUUGCCGUGCGGCCGCAGGGAUGGAAGGACGAACCCCGCCGGAGGAUCGCCCGAGGCGUGUCGGUGCUGACGCACGGCGCCGUGGCUAUGCGCAAGGAUUACGGGACCACGGGCGGGCCCAAUUUUGUCACUAAUUGCGCAACGGAUGCCAAUCAGACCCAGAGAAUGCGGGGCAGGAUAAGGUACUUCAGCAACAUCACGCUGGGUGGCCGAGAUUACUCCUUCGACGCUGACGGAUACCUGGCCAACCCCUUCCUGGAUGUCAUUUCCUGGACACCUGGGACUGGAUGGGAAGAUGUAGGCUCGUGGGAGAACGGCGUCCUGAGACUGCGCUACCCGGCCUGGUCCCGCUACGGGCCUUUCCUCAAACCUCCGGAUGACGCACAGCACUUGCACGUGGUCACGCUGGAGGAACGUCCGUUCGUCAUUGUGGAGCUGGCCGACGCGGCGUCCGGAACUUGCAUCCGAGACUCUGUGCCCUGCCGGCGACCCCUCAAUGUCAGCGCUAAUCACGAGGGAGCGGCUCCCGUCAAGCAAUGCUGCAAGGGCUUCUGCAUCGACAUCCUCAAGAGAUUGGCCAAGAUCGUCGGCUUCACCUACGACCUUUACCUCGUGACCAAUGGGAAGCACGGCAAGAAAAUCGAUGGCGUUUGGAACGGCAUGAUCGGAGAGGUGGUGUACAAACGGGCGGACAUGGCCAUUGGCUCUCUGACUAUCAACGAGGAGAGGUCCGAGGUUGUGGAUUUCUCCGUCCCUUUUGUGGAAACGGGGAUCAGUGUCAUGGUCUCCCGUAGCAACGGAACUGUAUCACCAUCAGCUUUCCUAGAGCCGUACAGCCCAGCAGUGUGGGUGAUGAUGUUCGUCAUGUGCCUGACCGUAGUGGCUGUGACUGUCUUCAUCUUUGAGUUCUUCAGUCCCGUGGGCUACAACCGCAGUCUCCAAAAUGGCAAGAAGGCCGGAGGCUCGACUUUCACCAUCGGAAAAUCUGUGUGGCUUUUAUGGGCCAUUGUCUUCAAUAACUCCGUGCCGGUGGAGAACCCCAGAGGAACGACGAGCAAGAUCAUGGUGCUGAUCUGGGCCUUUUUCGCUGUCAUCUUCUUGGCCUCGUACACCGCCAACCUGGCAGCCUUCAUGAUCCAGGAGGAGUACAUCGACACCGUGUCGGGGCUCUCGGACAAGAAGUUUCAGCAUCCCGAGGAGCAGUACCCACCACUGAAGUUUGGCACCGUGCCCAACGGCAGCACGGAAAAAAACAUCCGCUCCAACUACCCGGACAUGCACCAGUACAUGGGCAAAUAUAACCAGAGAGGAGUGGAAGACGCCAUUCUCAAUCUCAAGACCGGGAAACUGGAUGCUUUUAUUUACGAUGCUGCGGUAUUGAACUACAUGGCCAGGAAGGACGAAGGUUGUAAGGUGAUGACCAUAGGCUCGGGGAAGGUUUUUGCCACCACAGGCUACGGUAUCGCCCUGCACAAAAAUUCACGCUGGAAACGUCCUCUUGACCUGGCCCUUCUGCAGCUGGUGGGAGAUGAUGAAAUUGAAAUGCUGGAGCGCCUGUGGCUGUCAGGUAUCUGCCAUAAUGACAAAAUUGAGGUGAUGAGCAGUAAGCUAGAUAUUGACAACAUGGCUGGGGUCUUCUACAUGCUUCUGGUGGCUAUGGGCCUCAGCCUACUGGUGUUUGCCUGGGAGCACUUGGUCUACUGGAAGUUGCGCCAUUGCAUGGCCACCAGCUCAGGCAAACUGGAUUUCCUUCUAGCCAUCAGCAGGGGCAUGUAUAGCUGCUGUAGCUUUGAAGAUGAAACCGCACCAGGGGGUGCUAAAUCAUUGACUUCUCAUCACCAUACGGCGAUGGGUCCUGUCCCAUCCCAAGCGCACGUUAUCUCGACGUCAAUGACCAGCCCGGCUAUUGUCAUAGCCCAGCAGCAGCAGCAGCAGCAGCAAACGCCGCAGCAGCAAGUGCAGUCAGUGUACAAGACACCUCUACCUGGCUCUCCUCCCACCGUAGUGCGUUCAGGAACAGCAGUGGGUCCUUCCAGCACCCCCAUUGCCGGCGCACCCCUCCCUUGCUCCACCUUCCUGCCCCGACCAGAUCGCAGACUGGCUGUGGUGGAUCGCUGGAGACUGCCCAAAUCUGCGACAGCCGCCAACCCUCGGGCUGUAAGGGGGGGCAUUCCUGACAUGGGACCCUUUGCUCAAAAAGUCCCGGCAAACUGGGGCUCGUCUGCUGGAGGAGCUGGGGGACUUGAUGCUUAUAAGAGAUACUAUGGUCCCAUUGACCCUGAGGGACUGGGGCCCUGCAUGGAGCAGCAGGCAGGGUCCCAGACCCCCAAGACUCUGCCAAGGGGCCACCCCCAGCCCCCUCCAGCCAGUGUGGCCUUCUACUCAGAGAAGGGCAUGGACCACGGGGUAGGGAAGAGGGCGGUAGGUGGUGGCAGCGGAGGUCAGGGGAAAGUGGCUGUUAAACCUCUCGGAACCCCGAGACUGCCUCCCAAGAGUCAAGCCCCUCUGCCUCCUACACCCCCACUGCCACAGCCCUCCCCCCCUCUCCCCUCAUCCUUCUGGAGAAGGCGAAGGCCCAAGAAGCCCAAAGAACCCGGAGGGCCGCUGUAUGAAAACAUUCUGCCGCUGGGGCGGAGGGUAGAGGCACGAGAUGGAGUGAGGGAGGGAGGAGGAAGGAGGGCACGCCCCCUUUCUCCCCCACUCUCACUUCCUGUGCCAGUACCCCUCAGCCCCUCCUACACCCCUCCCUCGCCUUCGGCGUCCUUGCAGUAUACGUCCACGUCAUCAUCAUCCACGACGUCGUCCACGUCCACGUCCUCGUCUGCCUCCUCGUCUCGUUCCAGCUCCCCCACAUACUCGUACAGCUCCUCCAGGAGCACCCGGGACAGAGCCCGAGGCCUCGACGAAGAAGAGGACGACGACGAUGAGGAGCUGACGGAAGAGUCGAGCCUUCUCCUCGGGAGGGGGCGAGAGAGGGAACGCUCGGUCGUUCGGCCCCGCUCGUCCAGCCAGGGGCGCCCGCCUCCGCCCGUACCCCCCAGGAAACCACGCGCAUCCUGGGGCGACAGAGAACGUGAACGAGAGAGAGGGGGCAGCCAACUGUCUCAACUUCAAGAGUGGUGGGCGAGCUGGAGUGAGAGAGAAAAGAGCGGAGCCGGGGCAGAUGCUGAGAGGCAAAAACGGGAGGAGAAGAAAAGAAGAAAAGAGAAAGAUAAAAAGAAAAAGAAAAAGAGCAAAAAGAGAAAGAAGAGGGAAGAAAGGGAAAGAGAACGCGAGCGAGAAAGGAAAAGGCGGAAAGUGAAAAAGAAGAAGAAAAAGGCACUCAAGACCAAGAAAAGGAAGAAAUCUACUGGCGGGAAAAGAUCAGAGCCAGAAGACGGCGAUGUAGAGCCAGAGAGGGAAGCAGAGGCGGAAAGAGAGAGGGAAGCGGGAAUACAGGACUACUCUUCCUUCUCUGCCCAGUAUCGGAAUACCUUCGGGGAGAAGCGGCGGGAUUCGUGGGAAGGAGAGCGGGAGAGAGCGGGAAGGGAUGCAGGAGAGGAGGCCAAUGACAGGGAAGGGGAGGACAGUGGGAGAAGUAGAGAAAGGCCAUCCAAAUCAUCCCAUCCUCAUUCCAGACAUCGCACCCCCAGUAAGCGCUACCCUAACCUGAACAAACUCCCAGCCUCGGUCAAAUUUUGGGUGAACGGAAGGGGGCAUGACUCAAAUACUCCCCCCACGUCCCUGCACCCCUUCCUCGCGUCCGGGAAGCGACGAAGAAGUGGAGGCAUAGAUAGGGAUGAGGGCGCUAGGGGAGGAGAGAGGCGUCCUUUAUUGAUGCCUUAUGAAAAGGAGAAGUCGCAGACCAGAGAGGGGCUUUCCCUGCAAGAGUGGGACUCUGAUGAUAAUGAUGACGAUGAUGACGACGAUGAGGAAGACGAGGACAGGGAAAGAGUUAGGGAAAGGGCAGGCAAGAGGGGGCGGAGGGCCGGUCGGGGAGCGCUGUCUGAAACGGAUAGGUUGGACAGAAGGGCGGAGGACAGUUACUCGGAGGAAGGUUCAUCGGGCGAGUUUGGACGUUUUGAAAGGUACUGGGAGGGAGGCGGGGGCAACAGCUCCGGGGUAGGAGGGAUAGGCGGCGGAGGGUGGUUCUUCGGCACGUACCCCUCCAGAGAGAGGGGAGGCAGCAUCAAUAGUCGGGAUGAUUCGUUGCUUGGAACGCGAGCAGAGGGAUGGAUUGGCACUGAUUUCUGGAGCUCGGGCGCAGGUGUAAGUUGGGAAUCGGGGCCAGGGAGCGGGGGACUGGGCUCACAGUGGCCACCGCCGCCCUCGGCUUUCCCUCCACCGAGGAGAUACUGGUCAAUGGACAAGAUCCCGAUUAAGGGUGAGAAAAAGUGGAAGUCUGGAGGUAGGAAAAGUAAGAGGCAAGCGAGGAACAGAGGGGAGGAAGCUCGAAGGGCCACGAUGUGUUCCUGUAGCCUUUACCCGCAUCCGCAUCCAUACCCGCAUCCGCACAGUCGCUCACACGCCUCUCAUUCCAAAAGGUCACCCGCCUCACUGUCGCAUAGCCAGGAAGAGCUUCUCCCCCAUUGUCACAGUUUCAGCGGGGGCUCGCGACCCAAACCCCUUCCCUCAAAAUCAGAUCCCGGUCAGGCUAAAUCAGGCAGCCAAUCGAACCUCAGCACACAGGCUAGCGAGCUGGCACCUCAACCUCCGCCGUCACCACCUCAGCAGCCAUCUCUGUCUCCCACUAUCCUCCCGAUGCCUAUCCCGCCUCCGCCCUCCUCAUCUUCGGUCCCGCCUCCGGCCGGGGUGGGGAUGGCCGGCCCGAGCCAGAUUCAGGCUUCGGCCAGUGCCAAACUCCAGUACCAGAGACUCCGUUCUGUGCCACAGCCACGAAGGUUCUACUCACCUCACCUGCCACUUAAAGCCAAGAGUCUGUGCUCGCGUCGAGGGUCAGCUCACUUCUCCAGUCUGGAGAGCGAGGUAUGACAGGGGGAGACGAGAGAGGGAGACGAAGCAGCGAGACCCUCUAUCCUAGAGCGUCGUGGUGCCGCAGUAGCCGGAUCCGGAGACGUGGCCGCCUUGGUAACCAUCGCUAAUCGGCUGGCGGCCUUCACAGCGGGAACAAACGUGAACGGCGGCUCCGCCGCCGCCAUUGCUCUUCAUGAGAGCGACGCCGCCGCCACCCGCUCCCUUGUACACGUUUUCGUUAGGGCAACGGUGAGACGCCACACCAGGUUAAGCUACACCCUCUCGGAUGGACCCCACGACCACCGGAGUGAAGUCGAGGCCGCGUCGGCGGGGAGAACAGCUCCAGAACUACUCCUUCGCUCCGAGUUGAGCUUUGUGAUGUCAUCCGUUCUCCUGCCCUCACCGGGUCACCGCUACGGAUAAGUCAAAGUCUCCAACCUGUGAGUAAUGAUGUCAUAUUUGUACACACGCGCAAAAUGUCUCCCUCCCUCUGGCUGAGCUCAAUUUGGUGGGCUCAAGGGGUCACACGCCCUCCCUUCAACACAAAUGCCGGACUGCUUCUCAAAGGUGAAGAGAUGGGCCCCUCUUGUUUGUAAAUCAGUUGAAAAGCAAUCCUCUCCCCUCUCUCGUGAGCCCGACCGCCACCUUUCACGGGGCAGUGAGGACAAUGCAACUUAUGCACUCUUUGACCUUGCAACACCAUCAGACCCAUCUAGCUCUACCCCUCCCCUCCCCCCUCCUCUCUGUGAUGUCACAUUUUAUUAGAAACCAGUGGGGUCGACCGUACAGGAUCCAUUCCUCCUUGUCGGAGUUGUGGCUCCAACCAGAACUGAGAGUAUUUGAACAAAAAAAAAUAUUUAAAAGGGAAAGAAGAACAAAAAAAAAAACAUGUAGCAUCGUCUUUAUUUUCUUGACACUGUCUUUGAUCUCCAACCUUGUUUUAUGUUCUGAAUAUAUUCCUCUCACUUGGUUCAUAUUUUGAGAAAGAUGAGGCUGGAUGUGGCUCGUGUUGGACGUGGGAAAGAUUCAAUUGUGCCAAAUAUCCCCACGAUUGCUUUUAGGUGCUUUUUACAUGAUUUAUUGUCACGGUGAACGUGCUCUGUUAUUGUCCCACAGCACACACCAUCCUAUAAUCGGAUCAAGGGGAUGAUUGGUGCAGUAUUUGUAAUUGGCACUAGAUGGCUGCAUAAUAUUCAAGUAAGCUUUGGAGACAAUUGUGGAAUUAUUUGAAUUUACAUAAUAGACGGCGCCGCCGCUUAUUGUUUUUACCAAAGUGGCCAUUGGCAAGAUGAAGAACGGAAAAGUGCUUUAAAAAAUGAUUAAAAAAAAAAAAACAGCAACUCUGUUAUCCAGCCAGCUUUUGGAGAUUGUUUACAUGAAGCACAAGUAUUUUUCAGGCAUUUGCGCAACAGGUCGUUAUUUUCCGGCACGUUUAGAAGAAUCACCUGUUUUUAAAGAGCGCAAUUUAUUACGACUAAGGAUCCAAUUAGAACGCUUGUUGUUGUUGUUGUUGUUUUUUGUCUCGUUGGGUUCAGCUUCUGUUUGGGAAAUUGGGCUGAAAGAUGUUGUGCGAACGGUUUGUGGCACGCAUUCAGUGGGUAAUAACUCGAAUUAUGUAAGACGGUCUAAUUGAGCAAUAUUCCAACCUUCGAUGUGACUGACGGGGGAUGCCGCAGCUGAAACUUUCAUCGUAUUUCAAACGAAGCAUUUUUAUCAGCCGGGCUCAGACAUUGCGAAUGUGUGAUCUACUUUGGAUGGGUCCGCUCCAAUUCGAUUGGGUGUGAUUCUGAACGAAGCCGGCUUCGAUCGAGCGGCACGCCUCGGAAAUGUUUUUGUGUAAGCGGUGCCAGUUGUUGCUGGGGCAUUUGACAGAUUCCAUUUGCUCCACCGAAUCUCUCACACUAAGACCAGCCACAGCCCAGCUCUUCUUCUACUGUAGUUGAAUGUAGCGUUGUCACGAUGUAGCAAAAGGACAUCCACUUUUAGACUUUGUAGCUUUUUGGAUGCUGUUGAUAAAGGCUGGGGGGGGACUUGCGGUAUGAGGGACUGUGUGUUAUAUUUGUGCAUGUUGUCACAGAUCAAAGGCUUAGUCGACCAUCUCAAUCCUCCCUUGCGAAAAUAUCUUUUUGCUUUUUUUCUACGACUGCGUGGGGGAAUUUCAAGACAAAAAUGUCAAUCUAUCACCAUAGCAGAAAAGCUCCUUUUGCUAUUCUCACUCAAGCCCCGCCCCCUAAGAAUCAGUGCAUGUUGAACUGAAUUAAAUUUCCAAGAUUUGUGUUGAGAGAGCCGUGUUGUUGGAUUCGGAGCAAAAGGAAGGCCUGCAAUGAAUGACAUCGAGCGGUAUUGAUUUCAAACGAGGCGCUAAUUCUAAAGUCUGUGACUGCAUGAACAGAAGUGUCUCUUCAAAUAUUUUGCUCCUUUUUGAAAAGAUUUUUUCUUUCAUGCUGAGGAGAAGGGAAAAAAAAAAGAAAAUAUACUGUUUUUGAGAAUGUACCAUGUUAUACUGUGAUUUAACUGAGAUAUUUUAUUGUAUUCAGAUCAUUUGAAUUCUAUUAUUUAUCAAGAAAUAUAUAUGUACAAAUAAAUAUAUACAUAUAUAUAUACAGACAGACACAGGUAUGUAUAUUAGUUAAGUUUGGUAUAUUUGGAGGAAGUGUUAGAUGAACUAGUUUUAAAUGUUUUAGCUUUGUAGCAAAACUAGAACCUGAAAUCAUUUUUGAAUUUUGAUUCCUCCUAUAUGACUGUGAAGACUUUAGUGCCUGUGACAAAAAAGACAAGUAAAAGUCUCAACUCGCUUUUCAUCUGUAUCUACCACAGCUAAUUGCUCUGUCACUCCUCUCGUACUACCUAGAAUUACUUUCCGAUGCCCCCUCCCUCCCCCCUCCUCCCACAUCACUAUGUUCCUUGGCACAGUCUGCGGUCUCUUUUGCUAGCUCGCCUCCUGUUUUAUUUGCAAACCAUGGACAUUCUACGCUCGUUUGGGUUCCGGCAGAAAGCAAUUUCUUUAGUUCCACGAGCGACUUGCCUUUGUUUUCUGAGCGUCACUCCAUCUCUCACUUAGCAAAAACAGAGACCAGUAGAUACUGUGUUCUUGCUCCUUUUGACUGAUCGUUGACCGAUGAUCAAUUCGUUGCUCUUACGGGAAAAACCUUUGAACAUUGUUCCCACGAAUGAUGUGACUCUAGUGUGUGUAUCCGACGACCACGCCACUGUAGCAAGUCUGGGCUGUUAACCACACCACCAGCGAGCGAAGGAGGCCGCAGUUGCUAUGGCGUUGCCAUGGCAUUUUCAUGGCGUUGCCAUGGUGUCCUCUGCACCGCCACCACCUGGUGCCUGCUGGGUAAUAUAGCAUCAAGUCCUUUAACGCCCCCCCCAAAGCGCUGAUCAAAGAUUCCGCUCGACUCAGUCCCGGAAAAAAAAUUAGUAAAAGCUAGGUAGCUCGCGCUAAUUUGUCUGCCGCCUCGGCGGGUCUGAUCUGGACUGGACCGGUGACGAUGAUAAAUGUUUCUAUUAUCCUUAUCUUGUAAUCCUUCCAUCUUCAGUGUGUUGCAUAUCAUGGAUAGCACGCGAGUGUGUGUCUAACCCGAUGUUGCAUGUGCUCCAAUGUGUUGCGAAGGCCUUCGGCAGCUUGCUUCUGCUUUCGCUUGCUGUGUGAAAGGCAUACAAACGCUUUGCCCCGGCAUGCAUAUUUAACGGCCGAUGCAGCUCGCGCUCAGCCAAUACCGUCCAAAGCCUCGCCUCCGGUGCUCUGAUCAGGGCUUUCAUAAUUUAGGAGGCAAUAAACCUGCGCCCCGGUCGGCUGAGACAAUGUCUUUGACGACUUGCCCGGGAGAUUUUUAUUUUUUUUGUCUCCGGAGGAUGAACGACAUCUGUUCUGCUUGUUUGUUGCGCUGUCUGUCGCUCGUGUUUGUGCUCGGCCCAGCUCGGCGCCAUCAGUCACUUUCCGUUUCGGCACGUCCUCUUCAAUUUGGAUUACUUGACUUGACUCGCUCCACUUUUGAUUCAGCCCGUCGUCCUAAUUUAUCAGAUUCACCGUCCAGUCCGGCCCCGGCGCAUUACGCCCGUCAACCGCCUGAAAGCGCAACCCUUCAACGCCUCAGCUAUCUUUCGGCCCGCGACCUGGGAAGCGAUACGAGUGGUGCUCCGGAAUUCAAACAGGGUCCUCAUUGGCUGAAUCGGCCGUGAAUUAUAUCAAGGAAAUCAUCGGAGUGCCACUGGUACUACUCGGCAGGUCCAGGGUGUUGGGCCAUCUCCCCAGUUUCUCUUUACCCACAGAAACCAGCGUGUGUGCGUGUGUGUAUGCGUUUUCAGCAAUGUACAAAGUUCUGCUCUGGUAACCUCUCGAACACCGAAGGCCUACUUACGGGUUGCUAAGGCAGGUUUCUAGUCGAGUGAUGAUGUUGCUCGGAGCCCAGACUGCUCUGGUCUGUGCCCUAAUUCAAAUGUGUUGGUUUAUUUGACAUUGUCUUUCCGGGGUGGGGCUGGAGGGUCAGUGCUGCACUUACUUCUUGAGAAUUGCUUCAUAAAAUAUGAUUCUCUUUCAUUCUU